GUCCUAACAAUCUGUUACCGAUGCGAAGUGAGAUGUUUUGAUGCUGAUGGUAAUCAGUCAUACUUCAACCAACCGUAUGUAAAACCUACAUAUCGAUGGUUUGUUUAAUCAUAGAAAAGCCUGAUUUACCUAACCCUUGUCCAGUCCUUGGACAAUAACGCAAGAUUAUUCUAAAAACACAAUUUUACUGAAAUAUAUUCACAUAUUAACACGAAAAUAUUCCUGACUUUAGUUAACAUUACGUAGAAAGUGUUAGUUUCCUGAUAUUUAUGUAGGGUGACAGCUAUUUCACUGACUUGUAAUAGUGAGCAUAUUUUCAUAUCAAGCUUUUGUUUUCGUAGUUGUGUUGAUUAUCAAAGCUGGAUUAUUCAAAUAUAAGCUCUAAAAUCAACACUUCAGCCUGCACAUAUUUUUACGCACUUUAAAUAGUUCCAAGCGGUUUUAUCUGUGAUGAAAUAACUUUUCAGGAUGUCGACACGUCGUAAAACUAAUUUAUUAUAUGGUGGAAAAUCCUACACUCACGAUUUAUCAAGCAAACCACAGAAUCUCUGCAGGAAUUUUUAUAAAUUGGAAGGCGAUCCAGUCGGACGCGGCUAUGCUGGGAAAGUUUAUAAAAUAGUUGCUUCCAGCUUGGAACCUUUGAAGUCGAAGAAAACUCAAUUUUCCACAGUCGUAUAUUCAGAAAAUGUCUUUGUAAAACCUGACGAGUACUUAGCAUGUAAAGUGAUCCGCAGAUUUCGUGGAGGAAAGGAUACCACUUCAAGAAUCACUUCUGAGAUUCGAGCCAUGAUCAACCUACAGACUUACCCUCUUCACUCUCCUUCGAAUAAUAACUAUAUCAACAAUAACCCGCUUGAUAAUUCUAUGCAGACAAGCAGCAAAAUUUCUCCACCAAAGUCCGCAUCGCCUAGAUUGUUCGCAGUUCAUGAAGAUCCUAUGGAAGUAGCAAUUAUUAUGGAAUAUGCCUACGGUGGAUCCUUGUAUGAUUUGUGCACAUCUGCUUACGGAAAUGACUUUGCUAGAAAUACCAACAGAGUGCUUAACAUAGAACAGUCUACUGGUGAUGAUUCCUACCUUAUAAAUUCAAACAUUUGUAGUUCACAUGCAGGAGAUCAUCAUUCGAGACAAUUUUCUUCAAAUGGGUUACCCGAAUCAUAUGUUUGUAAACUGCUUGGUCGUAUUCUUGAAGCCUUGGUAUACAUGCAUGAGUCGUUAAAAAUGGUUCAUCUUGAUGUUAAGGCGGAAAAUCUAUUACUACGUCAACCUUAUCCAUCCAUAGAUGUAUUUCUAACAGAUUUUGGUCUGGCAACUGUUUUAAUGGAAGGGAAACAACAUCGGGAGUUAGCAGGAACACCAGACUAUGUUGCACCCGAAAUUAUCAACUAUGAUCCUAUCACAUUUGCUACAGAUAUGUGGUCUGUUGGAGUUCUUACAUAUUACCUACUGACUGGCAUUUCCCCAUUCCUCGGAGAAGACAAGUUGAUCACAAUGCAGAAUAUAACUCAUGUUGAAAUUGAAUAUCCUGAUUCACUUUUUAAAAGUCGUUCAGUGAAUUCAAUUGAUUUUAUUCAACGUCUUCUCCAACGAUCACCAAAACGACGUAUGUCUGCAAGAGAAUGUCUCAGUCAUCCUUGGAUUAAAUUGAAUCAAACAAACUCAGAUAAAGAAAACAUUGAUACACAUCCUAAAUUAAAAAAUGAUAUAAUUUCACAACCUUCAACUAAUGCAUGUAAACCAAAUUAUACAUUGGAGUUAUUCUCUACCGAUCCAUUGGUUGAAAUGAUUGAAGUACUUCCUUUAAUUUCUGCGCCUUGUUUUGCACUAGAAUCUCCUGUACACAUUAUCCCAUAUUUGAGUUCAGUUACUAAGACCAAUGUUGUCAGUAUAUUAUCAGGACCACUUGUUAAAAAUCAGCGGAGUAUUAACAAAGACAAUGCAAUUUCUGUCAAAAUGCAAUAUUCGUCAUCAACUUUACUAUCAAACAGAAUAUCUAACAUUAUCUCAGUCUUGUAUUCUUCUUCAGACAAUGAAUCAUUUAAUCGAUACACUCUAAAUUUAUCUAAAAAGUUAAUUAAUGGACACUUUAGUCUACAUGAAUUUUUGUCUACAAUAACAACAAAAACUAGAAUUGGUUCAAUUAACUGUGGUGAUUAUUGUUUUGAUUAUGAUUAUAACUUGCAUAUAGGUUAUGAUGAUAAAUCUAAUGAAUCAUCUAGAAUAUCGUCAGCAUACUUAUCAUGUAUCCCACUAUCUGUUAGUCUGUUAACUAAACAUUUGUCUAAUCCAACUACCAACUUUAGAAUUAACAAUGUUGAUGACAUUAGCCUGAAAAGUAUUCAUGACGUAUGUACAUUAAACGGACUGUCUAUUUUAAAGUAUAUGAAAUUCUUCCCACCAUUCUGUGUAAUAAACGACUUAAAUUACAAUAGUCUGUUGGGUCAUGACUGUGCUAUACCCAUUUCUACUGUUAUUAAAGCUUUAGAUACUGAUAACACUUUCAAUAGUAGUAAAAAUGAUAUUAGUCCAAAAGGUGACAGUGAAACACAUAUGGAUUUUUUAAUCAGAAAACAACAAUCCAUAGGAGAUGUUUCAAAUAAGCAUCAGUAUGAAACGAAAGCACCGAUGAAAAUAUCUCAUUAUACUACUGAAAUUUUACCAAGAUUGGAUAAAAUCAUUCCAAAAGUUGUAAAUUCACACAUUUCUACAAUUCGAAUAGAAAUGAAAUCAAUGUCAAGACAACAAAAUAUGGUGAUAAAUCCUUCAGAAUACAGCUAUAAUUACAAUUACAAGCGUGAGUAUGCAUCUAGUGAUUUGUUACUUCUCAUAAGGUGCACGAGACGUUUGUAGCUUCCGUUGCUUACUACCAGAAUAGAUGCCAGGUUUGCAAUGUAGCCAACUAAGCGAGUGACGCAAUAAUAUGGUGCUCACAAAUACUCAUAUAAAUUUUUCCUUGGCCGUGUAUACACAUAAUAUCAUACUUUUAACUUUGGUAGAUUUAAGAACAUAAGAACGAUUGAUUCUUCUCAAAACUUUCAUCUCUAGUCACUCUAACUACUCACGAGUAGUUCAAACAUUAAUUUACAAUAAGUGUGAGUGAAUAAUUGGUUUAUAAUUUUGGGUAUAUUUCAAACAACACAACCACCUUUAAUUCUCUCCAUUUAUUCGAAUUAUCCGCUGAUUAAUCUAUCAGUGUCCAAAACGUUCACACAUACAGUGAGGAUCGCACAUAUUUCCACUUUCUAGUAUUCCAAAAGUAAAACGAUAUUCUACAUCACUUUUCUAUUUCCUGUUUGAAAUCUAAUGCUGCAUAAUGUAUAUGUUUUGAACUGCUAUCAUAUGCUUCAAAUUAAAGUUGGAGUAUGGAAAUGCUUUUGCUAGCGAUUUCUGUAUGCUUUUAUUUCAAUACCUAAUUUAUAAGUACUGACGAUACCCAUUUGGACAUCAAAGAUAACAGCAUGUGAUCUAUCAGAAGCAUCUCUAACCUCUUCGUCUUCAAUAUUUCUUUCUUCAUUUGAUUGUCAAUCCAUUGGCCAUCAUUAUCAUUAUCCUCGGGAUCCUAAUCAUCACAUGGAUCCUUUCAUUAAUACUGCAUUCAAUACAUUGUCAACCAGCAAAAAACCAGUCUACAAUGUCAGCCUCAACAUCUGUUCACCUAACCAACAAACGGUUAUGGAGUCGUGCUAUAGUGAAUCUAGGCGUGUAAAGCAUCGUCAAAAUCUAAUUUUCACUUAUGCACAAACUUUCAGUAUAAGAUUGUUUUUUGAUUUGAUAAAUUUUCUGCGUUUGUUUCUAAGAAAUCUUUUAAACUUGUUACCUUCACCUUAUUUACUAUUCAGGAGUAAGAAAAGAAAAUACGUGCCCAGUUCUAAGUUAUAAACCUUUAUUCGCCAGUUUGCGCCUACAUUUGAUUCUGCUAGGUUAGUAUUUGUGACAAAACUCUUAGUUGAGCAUUUUUAUCACAUUUUUCGUUAACAACAGGUUGCAUAUUUCUUUGUCCGUUUGUAAGAAAUUCAGAUUUCUCAGGAAUUCAACGACUCCAAUGUCAAAAUGUGAUUACUGUUGGUGCUGUAAAAAAUAUUUUAACAACUUGUUUAUACGCACUGUAUUUUUUCAAACAGUAACCUUUGUCUCCUUAUUCUUAAAUUGUCUAUGUUUUAAAUUUUCGUCUUUAUUAUGACAAUAUUUACUGAAAGAAAGCCUUUCGUUCCCUUUCGUUUGUAUUUCUAUCUUUUUCCAUCCUUUUUCGGUUAUUAUGCUUCAAAGAUUGAAGAACAUGAAAGCGGCUGAGGUAGAAGGGUGAAGAAAUAUUCUUUGUAUCAGAUUCGAUUUCAAAGAAAAGGACCAAUUUUGCAUGUCCUUCAGUUUUUAUAUCCACUAUCCUGCUUCCUCAUAAUAGUCAGAUGAUAUUUGUUUUGCUUUCUAUCGCAACAUUAUAAAAAUGCGUAACCAUGAAAAUGUGUAACUAUGUGGUAUUGGUUUGUAUUUUAACACACCAGACAGUUUAGUAGAACAUUUCGUCGAUUAUUUUAUAUCAUUCAUUCGAUGAUGAGGAUAAAAAGAUGCUGGUUUUGAAAAAAAAAGGUAUGGAGGCAGUCAAACAACCCUAAUUUUCAUUAUAUUCUACGCUCAUUCGCAACUGUUAUGAUUUUUGUGAAGGUGACAACUUAAGGAGAAGCACCUUCAACGCUCAAAUCAUAACCAUUUAGGCCAUUUUAAAUUGUGUGAAUAUAUUACCUAUAUAUCAAAAUGUUUAUUAACCUACUUAUUUGUGAUAAGUAGUAAUGAUUAUUUAAUAGUUCCUUC
Molecule: messenger RNA, 4803 nt
Organism: Heterobilharzia americana
Lineage: Eukaryota; Metazoa; Platyhelminthes; Trematoda; Strigeidida; Schistosomatidae
Source: the annotation of a GenBank genome assembly